This is a messenger RNA of Raphanus sativus (radish), 579 nucleotides long. RefSeq lists its product as uncharacterized. NCBI's taxonomy places the organism in Eukaryota, Viridiplantae, Streptophyta, Magnoliopsida, Brassicales, Brassicaceae. The transcript has 3 exons. The record is from RefSeq and is a predicted model, not a curated record. Bases 127 to 369 code for a protein of 80 amino acids.
UUCGAGAUACGUAAAUCAAACAUUUAGUUUCAACAGAGAACGAUUCUCCUGCGCCUCCUCGCCGUCGUGUUCUCAGCUUCGUCGUCUGUGUGAUUUAGAUCGAGUUUUGAGGGUUAACAAGUAAUAAUGUCAAGAGGCAAAUACAUAGUCGGUGCCCUUGUGGGAUCUGCCGUAGUAGCCUACGUCUGUGACAAAGUCAUCUCUGAUGAUAAGAUUUUCGGAGGUUCUACACCGGGAACUAUUACUAACAAGGCAUGGGGUGUUGCUACUGAAGAGAGGCUCCAAGCAUGGCCAAGAACUGCUGGUCCUCCCGUCGUCAUGAACCCUAUCAGUCGCCAGAACUUCAUCGUCAAGUCACGCCCUGAAUAACUGCAAUUCCCUUCCUAUCUCUCUCUCAUUUUGAUACAAGAUUUGAUUUAUUUGCUCUCUAUGUUGGGCCCUUUUAUCUUUUGAUUUGAGGAUCCGCUAUUUUCUCAGUAAUAAUUUGUGGGGAUUGAUGGAUUUGUUGAUUGAAUACACAUUAUUCAUUCCAAUCUUUUCUUUGUUGAUUUUGACGAUAAUAUUAAAUUGAGCCAACAA